Messenger RNA from Gallus gallus (chicken), 1672 nucleotides. It is a transcript of the gene PLIN5, whose product is annotated as perilipin 5. Gene Ontology annotation, biological process: lipid storage; positive regulation of triglyceride storage. The record is from RefSeq and is a predicted model, not a curated record. The transcript has 8 exons. Bases 196 to 1518 code for a protein of 440 amino acids. Gene Ontology annotation, cellular component: cytosol; lipid droplet. Lineage: Eukaryota; Metazoa; Chordata; Aves; Galliformes; Phasianidae.
UCGCCCCGCAGGGACCUUUCCCACGCGGACCCUCCUGUACGGACCCCACGGACGUGCCCACCCCGAGGUGCGGGGACGCAGCCACGUCUCCAGCGUGGAUCCCCGCGUGGGCCACCUCGAGGGACGCCCAGGUGUCCGGCCCCGCUUCCACCCCUCGCAGACCCAACCCCAGUGCAUCCUGGUGGGGUGGGAGCGAUGUCAGCCAACAACGCAGCACCGGCACGAGAAGAGCUGCAGCAGAGCGUGGUGGUGCGGGUGGCCAACCUGCCCCUGGUGAGCUCUGCAUGCAGCACCGUGUCCAGCGCCUACAACUCCACCAAGGGCAGCCACCCCUACGUCCGCUCCGUGUGCGAUGCUGCUGAGAAGGGGGUGAGGACUCUGACAGCAGCGGCCGUCAGUGGGGCGCAGCCCAUCCUCACCAAGCUGGAGCCACAGAUAUCCACUGCCAAUGAAUACGCGUGCAAAGGGCUGGAUAAGCUGGAGGAGAAGCUGCCCAUCCUGCAGCAGCCCACUGAGAAGGUGGUGGCGGGGACCAAGGAGUUGGUGUUGUGCACAGUGAUGGGUGUGCGGGAAGCAGUGAGCGGUGCCGUGGGAAUGGCCUAUGGGGCGGUGAGGGGCGGCGUGGAGAGGACGCAGCGGAUGCUGAGCUGCAGCAUUGGCACCGUUGUGGGCACCCGGCUGGGUCAGCUGCUGGCAAAUGGGACCGACACAGUGCUGGAGAAGUCGGAGGAGCUGAUGGGGCAUUACCUGCCUGGGAUGGAUGGGGGGCCGGCAGGUGGCACCGGGGUGACCUCACGGGAGCAGCGGCGACGGCGGCAGAGCUGCAUGGUGCGCGUGGGUUCGCUCUCAGCCAAGCUGAAGCACCGCGCGCUACGGCGGUCACUGGGAGAGCUGCGGUGGGCUCAGCACAGUGCCCAGCAAGCCCUGAGCGGCCUGCAUCGCAUCAUCGAGCUGGUAGAGCAGGGCUCAUUGCACAGCGCCCGGCAGCACCUGCACCGCAUGUGGCUGGAGUGGAGCCUGCAGGACGACGCGCCCAUGGAGGACCACCAGGUGGAGGUGAGGACCAUGGCCAUGCUGCGAGGGCUCCUGCGGCAGCUGCGGGCCGCCUGCGCCCACCUCCCCAUCCGCGGGCUGCCGAGGGGCGUGCAGGACACAGUAGGGCACGUGAGGCACGGCGUGGAGGGAUUGCACAGCUCCCUGUCCCGCGCUCGCUCCUUCCAUGACCUGUCUGGCAUGGUGCUGGAGCAGAGCCGGCAGCGCGUCCUGCAAGCGCAGCUGAGCAUCGAUGAGCUCCUGGAGUACGUGGGGCAGCACGCGGCCCUGCCCUGGAUCGUGGGACCCUUUGCCCCCGUCCUCGUGGAGUACCCGGAGGACUGCCCCAUUGAGAUGGCUAAGUGGGAUGGCUGCGUGUGCGUGGGACACGGGGUGAGCGCCGAGCCCAACGGCUGCGCAGAGGGAAGCCAACCCCAAUGGGGCCAGCAGCAGGAUGGACUCGGUGGCCCGGCGUGGGACCCGUGAUGGACGCAAGGGGAUGGUGGCACGUGGAAAACGCCCGUCUCGCCCGUGUCCCCGAGCCCAGAUGGAGUCAGGAUUCCUUGUCUUAGCAGCUUUCAGAGCACGUGAAAGAGAGCAAAUCAAACCAAACAACCCCCAACCCGGCGCUGUGUGCCUC